Messenger RNA from Phyllopteryx taeniolatus (common seadragon), 1558 nucleotides. RefSeq names its product centrosomal AT-AC splicing factor (gene cenatac). The coding region runs from base 147 to 1199 and encodes 350 amino acids. The record is from RefSeq and is a predicted model, not a curated record. The transcript has 11 exons. NCBI's taxonomy places the organism in Eukaryota, Metazoa, Chordata, Actinopteri, Syngnathiformes, Syngnathidae.
GGGGGAUCCAUAUUGAGACGGUACUUCCUUUUUUGGUACGUGAGUGUCUUUCGUUCUUCUUUGGCCAGCCAAAUGUAAUUUAAAUGCUGGUUAGAGGCGAAAACUAAAGUGUGGUCAUUAUAUUGUUGUCCACUUUAUUGGACUAGAUGGGUGCCUAUUACUGCGCCAUAUGUAGGCAAACAGCAUUUAACGGGAAAGGACAUAUCUUCGGGAAACAACACCAAAGCAGACAAAGGCUUGUGCUAAUGAAAUUCAUAGAAAAGGUGAAGGAAGCUCGCCGAACACUGAAAAAACCUGAAGUUGAAAAGUUUGAUUGUGCUCAACACACGAAAACCUUUUGGUGUUACUGCUGUGGGCUUGAAGUGGAACGAAAUGUUUCAGACGGCAACAUGACCGUAUUACAUGGAGGAUUGUUGGAGCACAUGGCCACGCCAGAACACAGGAAGAGUACCCACAAGUUCUGGUGGGAGAACAAGGCAGAUCCCAAGUUGAAAGACAAAGUCAUCAUCACACAGGAGGAGACUGAACGGUUCAAAGCUGAGGUAUCCAAAGUUUUGGAAACAUUUGUGGAGAAGGAGGAUGAAUUCAUUAAACAGCAAGCCGAGAUGAUCCGGGCCCAGGAGAAACAGCGCCUAGAGCUCCUUCAGUCUCUUCUUGAGCAUGCAGCACAGCCGGAGUUGACCAACGGGCCUAACAGAACACAAACGGCAGCAGAGGCUGGUGUCAGCUUUCAAGGGAAAUCAUGGGGAGGCCACCAGCAGACGGGGAACAGCGUUGUCGACUCAAUGGUCGAUGCACAGCAACAGGGCCUGACUUUCAUUGGUUAUCAGGAUUCAUCAAACAGCGGAAACAUACACACAGGUGCUGUUCCUCCUUGGCUCCAGGAUGAUCCUCUUGAGGGGAUGUCUACAAGUGCAGCACCUCCCGAGAUUGGCCCAUCUGCCAAGGAGUUCCUCAGACAGAAGGAGCAAGAGAAGCUGAAGAAGCUCCCCCCUAACAGAGUGGGGGCCAACUUUGACCACAGUUCAUACACAGAUGCCAACUGGUUGCCCUCUUUUGGUCGGGUGUGGAAUAGCGGCAGACGCUGGCAGUCCAGACACCAGUUUCGACAGGAGGAAGGCCAGAAGAACAAAGUGAGGAGGAAGAUGAAGCAUGGUGCUGAAGGGUCCAAGAAAGCCAAGACAGAAGCAGAGGACUAGUUUUAACAAUUGAGCUCAUAGACAAGUGAACGAGAUGGUUGCUAUGCCCAUCUGUUCUACCCACACAGCCAUUGGACUAAUAGUCGUGCUACUACAGAAGGUCCUGAAUUUACGACGGAGUUCUGUUCCCAUCGCAGCAAUAUAACCCAAAUUUGUACCUAAGUUGGAAUGUGGUGGAAAACUGCAGUAAAGUCAUAAUUACAGUGAAUAUUUGCAUGAGAAACACUCUUAGGCCAUAAAUAAAUAAUUCAAAAAGAAAAACACUAACGAAAGUACAUUGUUAAUCAUUGGCGAUGCAACUUUUGUGUACAUGAUUUGUUUUGUUUGACUUGUGAGGCAGAUUUUUCCAGAGCAUUUUG